GUCAUAGCUAAUUUUUUACGUCGUCCACAUCUCUAAGCGUUUUUCCACAACCGUAAUUUUUCGUUUUUCAGUUUGUUCCAAAUUGUUUUUGAUUUAAAUUAAUAUGGAUAAGGUUAGGAAGUUGCUUUUGACAACGUGGCGUCCAAUGAUAACAGUCGCACGUACGAGUUGUGAGGCAAAGGUUAAGAAUCUAGUGGCGUUUCCUGAAGUGGCCAUUGGCGAAGGCAAACUGAAAUAUAUUCUCGCCAAGGUGUACAUACACGGCGAGAUGGGGCAAUCAAAAACCGUAGUUCGUGGUGUUUCUCGGGUCAAGUAUCAUCUCGACGUCUAUGAUCAGUUACAAAAGGAGGCCAAUAAGUUUGAUCUAUGCACUCAGUGCUUGGGUGGUGGCAUAAUGGUUCAUGACAACGAUAAAAACUAUAUCAAGAUUUAUGGCCGCUCUCAGACGUUGGGCAAAGCGGAUCAUCACGAGACUAGAGAGGUAUUAUAUGAAGAUUGCAAGUAUUCAGCAUACAAAAUCGAUGCGGAAUCUGGGGGGCAGGAUUAAUGUUUAUAUUUAAUAUG
Messenger RNA from Drosophila hydei, 564 nucleotides. Its product is annotated as sex-regulated protein janus-B. The record is from RefSeq and is a predicted model, not a curated record. Gene Ontology annotation, biological process: peptidyl-histidine dephosphorylation. Gene Ontology annotation, cellular component: cytosol. The transcript is spliced from 3 exons. Gene Ontology annotation, molecular function: protein histidine phosphatase activity. Bases 104 to 547 code for a protein of 147 amino acids. NCBI's taxonomy places the organism in Eukaryota, Metazoa, Arthropoda, Insecta, Diptera, Drosophilidae.